Messenger RNA from Coregonus clupeaformis (lake whitefish), 1487 nucleotides. RefSeq names its product carcinoembryonic antigen-related cell adhesion molecule 1. NCBI's taxonomy places the organism in Eukaryota, Metazoa, Chordata, Actinopteri, Salmoniformes, Salmonidae. Bases 48 to 1397 code for a protein of 449 amino acids. The record is from RefSeq and is a predicted model, not a curated record. The transcript is spliced from 11 exons.
UAGAAGCACUCUCUAAAUCUGUAACAGAACAAAGUAUUCCAACAGCAAUGGAAACUGCAGUAGCCAUCUCUCUCACUCUGUCCAUACUCACAGGUCUCUGUGCCGGUCAGGGUGUGUUACCACAAGGCCCUGUGAAUGGAGCAAAAGGAGGGACAGUGAUGUUCAUCACAAAUCUAAGUCCACCAGCCCAGCCGUUCAUACAAAUAUCCUGGAGUGUUGGUGGAGCCAAUAUUAUAACAUCUACCGAUGAUGACACUAUAGGGCCUGGAUACGGAGACAGGAUCACUCUGAACAACAAUACUUGGUCUCUGGAGCUCAGGAAUCUGACCCUGGAUGACAGUGGAGAAUACAGACUGGCUAUAACAACAGCUACAGCUGAAACAAUCAAUGGAUCAACUAAACUGGUUGUGUAUGAGAAUGUAUCUGAUGCCAACAUCACAGGACCAACAAACCAUCUGUUUGCAGAUGCGAGCUCCGCCAACUUAACCUGUGAGGCUGCUGGUAACAUCACUGCUAUACAAUGGAUGAAGGAAGGUCAGCCUCUGUCUGCUGGUGGCAAUAUAUUCUUCUCAGAGGAAAACAGGAAAGUAUCCAUCAGUCCUGUGAAGAGACACGACGGCGGAGAAUACCUGUGUAAACUCAUCAACCCUGUCAGCUCUGCUACUGCCUCCUAUAGCAUGAUAGUGAACUAUGGACCAGACUCUAUGACCAUCCUGGGCGAACACAUCGCUGAGGUGGAGUCAUUCACCCUCAUUUAUUGCUCUGUUCAGUCUGUACCGCCUGCUGCGUUCACCUGGUUGUUCAAUGGGCAACAGACAGGUGUACAUGAAGCUGGAUACAUCAUAAAGAGUGUCAGCUACAACAACAGCGGGGACUACCGAUGUCAUACUAGGAAUGAUCUCACCGGACAAGUCGUCUCUAUGGGCCAUAGUCUGUCAGUGAAAGAGAAAGCCCCUCCACCCCUAAGCCCAGAGGGAGCAGCAGGUAUAGCAGUCGCUGUGAUGUUGGUAGUGGUUGCUGUGGCUCUUGGUCUCUAUUUCGGCAUAACCCAUCAUUGGAACAAGAAAGGGAACAACAAACAGAAAGCAGAUACAGACACACUGUCCCAGACAGAGGAUAUGUCCAUGUCCAGCUCUGACAAAGGACGUGAGGGGCACAAACUGACCACCCAAAUCCAGGACAGAACCCACGAUCACAAGCAACCGCAACCAGCCACCAGCCAUACUGUAGCCACCAGUCACACACCAGGAACCAAAGCUUCUGCAGGUGUACACGAGUAUGAGUGUGUAGGAAAUAAGAAAGCUGGAGCUCCAACACCACCUCCAAGAGGAAAACUUCUGACCAGACAAACCAACACUGACACUGGCUCCAACAUAUACAAUAAAAGUAUAAAGUGAGAACAGCUGAUCUCAAUUACAUAUCUUCAGUUGGCUCUGGACUUCACCCAUCAAGUUUUACACCUUAGUCAAGUAAACAUGGGCACAACA